Molecule: messenger RNA, 10084 nt
Organism: Oncorhynchus kisutch (coho salmon)
Lineage: Eukaryota; Metazoa; Chordata; Actinopteri; Salmoniformes; Salmonidae
Gene: ptprq
Product: protein tyrosine phosphatase receptor type Q
Exons: 59
Coding region: 184-9957 (3257 amino acids)
Biological process (GO): peptidyl-tyrosine dephosphorylation involved in inactivation of protein kinase activity
Cellular component (GO): signaling receptor complex
Molecular function (GO): protein tyrosine phosphatase activity; protein binding
Source: RefSeq, a predicted model, not a curated record
UACAGAGCUCUGACAACCUCAGACCUUACUGGAACCUCUGGUCGUGUAGUUUCUUCGCUCUUUGGUACAUAGAUGGGAUAUACAAACAUCCAUGAGUUUCUGAUUCCAAAGCAACAUUGAUAUUGGGUGUAUGUUGUGGUACCAUCUAUAGAUGAUUGUGAAUGCCAUUCAUCUUGUGUGCUGAUGAGAUUACCAGGCUUCCCCAUGGAUGGAGCCGUGCACAUGUGGCUGCUGGCAGGGUUCAUCCAGGUGGUCAGUCUCUUGUGUGUGCAGUGGUCAGAUCCUGCGGUCGUGGUUGUUGAGGUUGUGUUUGGCCACUUCCCCACCAGUCAGGAUCCAGACUGGUACACCGUCUCCUACCAGAUUGCACACAACCUCACGGUGUGGCUGGAUCCGAUUGGCCGCUCUGAGUGUUCUCCUGACUGCAGGCUGUUUCUGCAAUUGGCUAAGGAGCCAGGAGGAAGUGACAUCACGCUGAACGCUAUAAAAAACAAUACCACACUGAAGACUAAGACCUUUCAUAUCGCUCCUGUCCCCCCCUCCUCUCUCCGUGUCGAGGUGACCACCACCAGCACUCUCCUGACCUGCAGCCUACAGAACAGACAGAGCCUCACUGCUCUCAGUCUACACAACAUGCACAUCGAACACACACACACUGAAUACACACACACUGAACAGACACACUCUGACCACACACACACCUCUUCGUACGUAGUGAGAGGUCUGCAGCCUGGAGCACACUACAGCAUCACAGCAGAGUUGACCACACCUCUCACACACCUCAACAUCAGCCUCACCCAGAGACUACACACCACCAUGGAGACAGCCCAGUGUCCUAUUGGUUGGCUGGCGAGUGGAAGGAGCUGCCACAGUGUGAGUAGGCGGAGCCUGUCGUGGGGCGAUGCCCAGCAAACCUGUAUAGGCAUGGCUUCAGGAGGACACCUGGUGGAUGUUAAAACAGAGAGAGACCUCCUCCUCAUCUCCUCUCACCUGACUACACACAACAACCUACUACUGCUCUGGACCGCUCUCAACGACAGACUGGAUGAGGGGCUGCCCCGCUGGUCUGAUGGCUCCUCCUACAACCUGACGAGUGCUAUGACAUCAUCAUCACUGCCAGCCAAUCAGACGGACUGUUUUGCUCUACAGAGGAACACUACUGGACGAGGCUACUUCCUGACUUCGUUCUUUUGCCACAUUCCUUUACCCUAUAUCUGUCACUGGGAAAUCCCUCUCCUACCUCCUUUAUUCAACUUUCACCUGGUGGAGGUAACAGAGAGAGAUGCAGAGCUUCACUGGAGUGACCUCACAUUCGUAAACUCCUCUCACCCUGCCCCCCAGCUCUAUGUCCAAUACCAAGAAGAGGAGGAAAAGGAGGAAAAACAUGGGGAAGAGAAGGAGAGGAGGACUGCAGGUCAAGUCCCAGUGUCUCUAUUCUCCAGAGGGCUGAAAGUGCCAGGCCUGUACCCAGGCAAGGUCUACUCUCUGUCCCUCAGAGCCUCCCACCUUACUGGGGCCGCAUGGAACCUGGGGAGUGCGCAGACUUGUCACACACGGCCCCUUCCCCCUCGCAACAUCACCAUUCUCAAUGUGACAGCCAGUCAGAUCACAGUAAGCUGGACAGCCCCAGACUCCCAGCAUGCUGUGCGGUGGAACUUUCUGGUUCGCUGGGAGGGUGUAGCCUCAGGCCUGGAGACGAGAAUGGUUGUGGCUAGCAGCGCCAGGUCCGCUGUGAUUGCAGGACUGGAGGGGUUCAGGAAGUACAAGGUCAGAGUUGACUCCGUCACAGAACACGGUGUGGAGAGCUGUGGAGGGGAGGAACUGACCCUAUACACUGCGGUGAGCCCCCCAGGUGGUGUGGUUGUGUCUAGCAGAGGGGAGAAUCUGACAGCGUGCUGGUCCGCCCCGUCAGGUGAAAGCCCUGAUGGGUACUAUGUUAGGCUGCGCCCCGUCAGCCAGGCCCGCCCCAUGGAUAUGUGGGUAAAUGAGUCCAGGUGUGUGUUCCUGGCCAUAUUCAGUCCAGGGCAGAACUACGAGGUGGGUGUGGCUUCAGUGAGAGGAGAGAACAUGAGCCAAGAGAUCAACACAUCAUACAGAACAGAGCCUGGGCCUGUGCAGGCAGCUGUCCCUCUCUCGGUAGGAAGCAGUUCUGUGGUUCUGUAUGUCCAGAGACCAGUACUGGGUGUGUGUGAUGGAGUGAGGGUGUGUGUAUGUAAGGGAGUGUGUGAGGGUGUGUGUGUGUGUAAGGGUGUGUGUGAUUGGUGGCCAUUCCCCCCAGGUAAGCACACAGUAACAGUUGGCAGCCUGACUCCAGGGGAGGAGUACCAUCUCAGUGUCUACAGCACCAGCCGACACAGGACCGGACCAGCAUACCAAACACACACACUCAGGACACGCCUGGCCUCUCCCAGUACUGUGAGAGAGGGCUCAGUAACAGAGUCGUCAGUAGAGAUGCUGUGGGAUCCAGCCUCUGGACACGGACACAACUAUGAAGUCAUCUGUCUCAACUGUCACCACACACUCAUGGUCCAGAAGGUGUGUGUUCCGAGGGCAGUUUUCUCUGGGUUGCUACCAGGCAGGCUGUACCACUUCUCUCUGAGGACAGAGAAAGAGUCCUUCACAGACAGCCCCCCUGUCACACUCAGCAUCACUACAGCUCCCAGUCCAGUGAUGGUAUCAGUCCUCAGUAGGACCACAUCGUCUGUGACAGUUGGCUGGACCCAGGCCAGGGGCGUUGUCAAAGGCUUCAUCCUGUCAAUCAUAAACCAAACCUCCAAUCAGCAGCUGAACCUCUCAGCCCAGGAGCCAUGGUCUUACAGGUUUGAGGACCUUUCCCCAGGAAGCUAUUAUACAGUAUAUGUUAUCAGCAGCAAUGGAGAGAGGAGGAGUACACCGGCUUCUGUAGACUUCAACACCAUCCCAGGAGCCCCACAGGAAGUGCUGCUGGUCGAAGAGGAUGUGACCUCAUCAGUGUUUGUGAGCUGGGGAGCCCCAGCAGGGGGCGUGGAGGGGUACAAGCUGCUGUUGUGUCUGUCUGGGGACAAGUCAUCAUGUCGUGAGAUGGCGGUUCAUAGCAACAGUCUCCAGGUAGGAGGUUUGACCCCAGGAUCAGAUUAUGACAUCACCGUCCUGAGCCUGCUGGUAUCAGACUUCAGCCAGCCUGUCACUACACAGUUCUCCACACGUCCGGCCGGUGUGUGUUCCCUCUCUCUGCUCUAUGUUAACUCUUCCUGUGCCGUGGUGAGGUGGGACGCUGCCUUUGGCCAGUUUGACUUCCACAGGGUAACUGUUGGAAAUGGCUCGCAAGCACAUACGAUAGAGGUCUCCAAGGAGAGGCAGGUUGCUACAGUAACUGGGUUGAGGGAUGGCUGUAUGUACAACAUGAGCGUGGAGCGCAUUAGACGAGGAGAGGCAGGGACAGCUGCCUCCCUAACUGUUACCACAGUGCCGGGCCGUGUGCGUGGUGUAAAUGUGGUUAGUGUGUCUGCUCAGAACUUCUCUCUGCGUUGGGAGCAGUCAGAGGGGUGUGUGGACCAGUACCUCGUCAGCCUGCUUCCCAACCAAGGAACUGUCUCUGUCUACCGCACAGUCGACAGACUCGUACAGGCUGACGUAUCCAGUCUGAGUCCUCGAACAGUGUUUACGGUCAUGGUGACCGCCGCCUCCUCCUCCAACCUCAGCCCACCGGUCAGCCGUAUAAUCAACACCAACAAGACCGCCCCAACAUCCCCUCCCACCAAUCUAGAGGGGGAGAGGGUGGGCUCCAAUGGCAUCCUUCUGUCUUGGACCAUGCCCUCUGACUCCCGCGUCGACGGUUAUGUCAUCAGGUACAAAGAGGUGUGUCCAUAUCCAGACCCCACCUUCAAAGAGGUGACCAAACACCUGGACAUCCCUGAGACCCUUCUCAACCUCUUCUUACCAGGGUCUACCUAUAACAUCAAGGUUGCAGCAGAAAACUCUGCUGGUAUUGGACCCUAUAGCAAGUCUCUGUACAUCAAAACUGCUGAGGCUCCCCCAGGCCUGGUGACUAACCUGACAGCGUUUGCUGAGAACCACACGUUUGUAGUGGUCACUUGGCUCCUGCCACUCCGCAUCAACGGUCUGAUCACCAAGUUUGCGGUCAAAGCCAAACACGCUCGUACUGGUCAGACCGUCCGCAUACUGGAGCUGGAUGCUGAGGACAUCAUGACCGGAGCGCUACCACACUGCAACGAUGCAGCAGACAUUCUGUCUCGUGGGACCCCCAGUCCGUCAGAGGUGACAGCUCUGACAGCGUCCUCUCCUCCCGUCACCCUGUCAGCCGUCCCGCCCGCCGCCACCUGGGCCGUACCAAUAUCCGUAGGGGUGGACCAGCUGCGACCUUACACAGCAUACGUCUUCGAAGUGUCCGCUUUCACCUCCGACGGAGAGGGACAGGUCGCCUCCACCAUGGUCCGCAUGCCUGAGUCAGCCCCAGAGGACCCCCCCCACAACCUGUUGGUAUGGAACGUGACGUCUAAGUCGGUCUCCGUCUCCUGGGAUCCCCCAACCAUCGUUACCGGACGUUUCAGCUACGUUAUCUAUCUCUACGGCCCCACAGGGUUUAUCUAUGAGAACAGCACAUGGGACCUGAGGUUUGUGUACUCUGGUCUGACACCCUACACACGCUACAGAGUGGCGGUGCGGGCCAAGUCUGCUGGCCUGCUGGGGCCUGAGGCCUUUACUGCUGUACUGACACCUGCUGAGGCUCCCAGUGCAGUGCAGGCUCUGCAGGCAGUAGCAGUAGACUCUGUGUCGGUGCGUGUGAGUUGGAGAAGUCCUGCCCAGCCCAACGGUCUGAUCACACAGUACAGACUCCUGGUUCUUUCUGACAACACACUGCUGCAGGACAUCACCCUCACUGGAACACAGGAUCUAAAUUACACUGAUCUCCUUGGUGAUGGAACGUUUGCUGCUGUUAUCCCUGACCACUCUCUCCGGCGAGUGUAUGUGAGGGACAAGGUCAUAGACAUGCAGGCUAAGGAGCUGUCUUACCUAGUCUCUGGUCUCAGUCCCUUCACUGACUACACCUUCACUGUUACCGCGGCUACUACUAUUGGAGAGGGACCUGCAACACGCGUCACUGAGAAGACUCGCGAACAGGUUCCUAGCUCAGUGGUAGGAGUGUCCUAUCAGAAUGUUAGCUCCACCUCUAUCCUGGUCAGCUGGACUCUGCCCCUCAACCCCAAUGGACGAAUCACACACUACACUCUCUACGGACUCAACCUACACAGCAACCGGGCCCUGCAGAGAAUUACACACAACACCAGCAUACUGCUCACAGGGCUGGAGAAGUAUACAGGUUAUAAAUUGCGAGUGGCUGCAUCUACUGCUGUAGGAGAGAGCUCUCUGUCUGACCUAGACGAUAUUUUCGCUGUCACACCCGAGGAUGAACCUGACACCCCGCCUGUAGGGUUAACAGUGGUAGACACUUCUCCCUCCACCACCACCCUCUCUUGGUCGCCCCCGGAGAGAGCCAAUGGGGUGAUCCAACAGUAUGAGGUUCUGUACGAGAACCAAUCGUAUGUGGCAGUGUUGAACAGCUCUGUCCCCAGAGUGACUCUGACAGGGCUAAGGCCGUUUUCAUACUAUAAUGUCUCUGUCAGAGCAUACACACGCAUCGGACACGGGAACCACACCUCAGACACACUCACUAUGCUGUCUGGGGAGGACGUCCCGGGUAGUCCUUCCUACGGCCUGUCCUACGUGUCUGUCAGUUCCAAUGAGGUGAACGUGACAUGGGAGCACCCCCUGGUGCCCAACGGAGUUAUCACACACUACAGCCUUGAGCUGCGAAACUCCUCCCACUUCCUCAACCUGACCACACCCAUCAACCACGCCCAGAUCACACACCUGAGGAAGUUUGCGCAAUACACUCUGGUGGUGAAGGCACACACACGUAUUGGCUCCGGAAACCACAGCAGUGACCCUCUCAACAUUACCACUCUGGAGGACGUGCCCAGUGAUCCGGUCCACAACCUCAGUGCUCAGAUCUUCAGUUCUACGGCCAUCAUUGUAAGCUGGGACCCCCCUAUGGAACCCAACGGACGCCCCUUCUACCUGCUCACCCUGCAGGAGGCUGGACUACCCCUUACCACUGAACCCCUGAACCCCCCUAAACCUAACAGCAACCCCCCCGGACCCCCCGCUGUCAACAAUACCAUCACCAAGAUAACCAAUGACAACGUCUUCCUGUUUACCAAACUCAGGAAGUACUAUCCCUACGUCUUCACUGUUACCCCGGCAACCAGCGCCGGCCCUGCCCACAACCACACCAGCCUGCUGCACGUAAGGACCGAUGAUGAUAUCCCCAGUUCAGCUCCAGUGCUGGUGUCCAGUAGGAACCUGUCGUCCUCCUCAGUGUCUGUGGUGUGGCAGCGCCCCCUGGAGACCAACGGAGAGAUAACUGACUAUUCCCUCACCCUGUUCGGCCCUGGAGGCUCCAACACCACACACACCCCCAACACCACCCUCACACUCACACUGCUGCUGCCCUACACAGCCUACAACCUCUCUAUCACCGCAGCCACCCGCAAGGGCUCCGGACCCCCGCUACUACUGAUGCUGCACACAGACGAAGCAGGUCCCAUGUCUCCUCCCCGGAACCUGUCUCUGUAUAACCACACAGCCUUCUCUGUGUGGCUGACCUGGGAACCCUCUCUGGAACCCAAUGGUGUGGUCACACACUACGGCUUCAGGAUCCUGGAGAACAACACAAACACACUCACUUACCAGAACUCUACAGGUCCGUGGACAGAAGGACAGCUGAGUGGGAUCCGGCCUCACAGCUCAUAUGAGAUCAGUGUGUUUAGCUACACCAGAGUGGGUCAUGGAGACCAGUACAGCACUCCUGUGUCCUUCACAACCAAUGAAUCAGUGUCAGAGGUGGUGGGUAACCUGUCCUGCUCUGGUCUGGGCUGGGACUCUGUGUUUCUACACUGGGAGCCUCCAGCUAACCCCAAUGGACUCAUCCUGUACUACCAGGUGGACACACGCUCACAGGCAUACAUACACCAGGCUUACACAAACCAUUACACGGUCAGCGGGCUGGCGCCGGAUGCAGAAUUCACGCUCACCGUUACGGCUGUCAACUCUGCCGGCCCAGGAGACCAGGUCAACUGUACUGCCUACACACACCCCGAGUCAGUUCCUGGUGUCCCUCGCUUCCUGAGUGUGUCAGAGGCCACAGCCACCAGUGUAACGCUCCAAUGGGCUCCUCCCCUCUCUGCUCCGGGCAUGCUCACUGAGUACCGCAUCACCGUGCAGCUGCUGUCACCCGACUGCCAGUCUGACACACCCCUAGCUGAGGCCACACCCCUGCCAGAGCCGACCGCUGCCCUGGCUCCAGGCUGCGUCCAUCAGGAUGUAUUGGUGUCAGUGAAUGGUUCUGAUGGUGGUGAGGGCAACAGGAGCAUCACUCUACAGUCUCUGGCCAAGUACCGCCUCUACCGCUUCAGAAUCACAGCCCUUACGAAUGCUGGGCCAGGAGAACACACACCCUGGAAAUACACACACACACUGGCUGGGAACCCUGAUGCCCCUCCCAGUGACCUGUCAGUGACCAUGUCCUCCAACAGCCUCCGUAUCCAAUGGCAACUCCCAGAUGUGAUCACCGGCCCCACCUCCUACCUCGUAGACGUCCUCUCUCUGGAUAGCGAGGGGUUAAACCAGUCUGUGGUACGCAGUCCAGAGGAGCUGAGGAUUGUAGUUGUGUCAAACCUGACUGCGUUCACUCGCUACUCUGUGAUCGUGACCGCCUUCACUGGAUCACUGGAGAACGCACGGCGGGACGGACAGGCCACUGAGCCCACUGUCAUCAGAACAAUGGAGGAAGAGCCCAGGGAUCCUCCUAAGAACGUGACCCUGCAGGUGAUUCCGGAGGAAGUGACCCGUGUGUUUGUGACCUUUGCCCCCCCUGAGGAACCCAAUGGGAACAUAAGUUCCUACACAGUGCUUGUCUACCGCCAGGGCCAGCUAGAGAUGACCAUUAACCACCUCAAUGUGGUCAAAAAUAAGAACCGCACUCUGACCGCAGUCAUCGACGGGCUGAAGGGAGGCUACAACUAUAGUAUACGGAUUGCAGCAGUAAACGGAGCAGGUUUAAGCCCCCCCAGCUCAGAGGUUCGGAUCACUACUGGAAUCAUAGCUCCUGCCAAGCCCACCCAGAGACCCCAGGCUGUGCUGGACCGAGGAGGAGUUGCCAUGGUAACCUCCAGGAGCAUCAUUGUUCGCAUGCCAGCCUGUUUCUACAGGGAUGACAACGGACCAAUCAGUAGCAUCCAGAUCAUCGUGGCAGAAUCUGGGGUGAUGGACAGCAGGAACCUAACCAACUGGAAGAUCGCAUUCCUCUCUCGUCCUGCCCCCUACCUGACUGACAAUGGCUUCCCGAACCCACUCUGUGUGAGGGACGGCGAAAGCAGGGACACACACACACAAACCAGCAGACACAACAACUCACAGAUUAGACACAGAAUUGUGAGGGACAGGGUGCUGGACCGUAGAGACCACCAGGAAGACCACUAUGUUAUUGGAGAGGAGGGCAACUGUCUGACGGAGGAGUACAGUAACACACUCUGUAACGGACCCCUCAAACCAAACACUGUCUACGUGUUUAAGUUCCGAGCCACCAACAUCCGAGGCCAGUACACAGACUCUGACUACUCUGAGCAUAUCAGAACCGCAGUGGAUGGGUUGUUGACCAGAGAUGAACAGAUCAUUCUGGGAGUUCUCCUCUCCUUCUUCCUGGCCGUGCUACUCAUCAUCAUCAUCUAUGCCUCUGUCAGGAUCCGUCAGCGUCAGAAGGAGGGAGGGACCUAUUCUCCCCGGGAGGCGGAGAUUAUAGAGACCAAGUUUAAACUGGAUCAGAUGAUCGCUGUGGCCGACCUGGAGCUGAAGGAAGAGAAGCUACACCGGUAUUCCUCCUUCUUCUUUAGACGGAAGGAGAUAUUUGUCAUCCAGCUUCUCAGCUACAGAAAGUCUCUCAAGCCCGUCAAUAAGAAGUCUUUUCUGCAGCAUGUAGAGGAUCUGUGUGCCAACGAGAACGCCAAGUUCCAGGAAGAGUUCGCAGAGCUACCCAAACUGCUGCACGACCUGGCUACAUCAGACGCUGACCUUCCCUGGAACAGAUCCACGAACCGCUUCACUAACAUCAAACCCUACAACAACAACCGUGUUAAGCUGCUGUCUGAACCUGGCUUGCCUGGAUCUGACUACAUCAACGCUAGCUUCAUCUCAGGCUAUCUGUGUCCCAGUGAGUUCAUAGCGACCCAGGGUCCUCUCCCCGGGACUGUGGCUGACUUCUGGAGGAUGAUCUGGGAGACUCGCACACAAACCAUUGCUAUGCUCACACAGUGCUAUGAGAAAGGAAGGAUCCGGUGUCACCAGUACUGGCCAGAAGAUAAUAAGCCGGUGACAGUAUUUGGGGACAUCAUCAUCACCAAGUUGACAGAGGACGUCUAUCCUGACUGGACCGUCAGAGCUCUCAAAGUGGAGAGGCAUGGGGACUACAUGGUGGUUCACCACUUCAACUACACCUCCUGGCCAGAGCAUGGUGUACCAGAGUCCAGCACCACACUCAUACAGUUUGUUCGAGCCAUCAGAGCCAACAGGCAUGAGAACACUACUAUAGUGGUGCACUGCAGUGCUGGCGUGGGCAGGACAGGAGUGUUUAUAGCGCUGGAUCACCUGAUCCAACACGUCAGUGAUCACGACUUUGUGGACAUCUACGGUCUGGUGGCUGAACUCCGCAGUGAGAGGAUGUGUAUGGUGCAGAACCUGGCCCAGUAUAUGUUCCUACACCAGAGUACUCUGGACCUGCUGAACAGUAAAGGAAACAGCCAGUCCAUCUGGUUCGUUAACUACUCUGCUCUGGAGAAGAUGGACUCACUGGACGCUAUGGAGGGUGAUGUUGAACUGGAAUGGGAGGAGACUACGAUGUAAAGGCUGAGAACUUCUCAGUCAACUUCACACCUGAUAAACACACCUAUUCCUGAGUCAUGGGGCCAAAUCCUGGACAUACUGACUGUUUGUCAGAUGGAUUGGUCAACCAGAGAUAGAGGGAGGGAGG